Molecule: messenger RNA, 3038 nt
Organism: Nezara viridula (southern green stink bug)
Lineage: Eukaryota; Metazoa; Arthropoda; Insecta; Hemiptera; Pentatomidae
Source: the annotation of a GenBank genome assembly
GUGCGUCUUCCUAAUUUUCUUUAUCGUGGAUUUUCCUCAUAUUUUCCAGCAACUGAUUGACAAGGACUGUGAAAUAGAACACUUACUGUGACGAGACUCAUCCGACAGGAUGGACAACAGUCAACAACAGCAGCAGCAGCAGCAGCAACAACAAGCUGCACAACAGCAGCAACAGGCUCAGCAGCAGCAGGUGGCACAGCAGCAGCAGCAAGCCGCGCAGCAACAGCAACAGCUUCUUGUCAAUACUGCCAAUCUUCAACACCAAAUGCAGGUAGUGCAGGCUGCCGGUGGUGGCGGGAACGGUGGUCAGGAAGGCGGCCAGAUUCUGGAAGGGCAGGUCGUAUCUUCGGUCGCUUCCCCCCAGCAACAGCAGCAGACACUGCUUGUCAACACUGCCAACAUACAGCAUCAGAUGCAGACUGUUGGAAUGUCUACCCCUCAAAGCCCGCUUUGCUCUGCUGCUAAUACAAUAUCAACUAUGCAAGCACAAGGUACUAUGUCUCAGCAACCAGUUCAAGCUAAUACCCCUCAACCUCAGAUCCAGCAAGUCAGUGAUUGGAACACACAGCGGGUGCAGGUGCUCCAGCAGCCGGUACAGAACACUGCGUACGUCCAGCAGGUCUACAACGCCCAGGGACAAAUGCUCAUGUCAGGGAACAUUGCCCUACAUCCCGGACCCCCCAACAUGAAUCCUUCCAUACAGGUUAUCACUGCUGGUAAACCAUUUCAAUCAAACCAAAUUACUUCCCAUGUCCUUGGUAAACAAGUUCUUGGAACGCAACAAGCAUCGUUUCCCAGCUAUGCGACCAUCCCAACCACAACAAACCAAACUCUUGUUAUAGGCCAGCUGGGCGUUAUCAGCUCACAACCAUCCAUUUUACCUCAUUCACAGCAAAAGCAACAAGAUUUACAAAAGUACGUAACAGCAUGCCAAAACCGUGGUGUGACUGCGACCAGCAAUGGAGUCCAGUUGCCAUGGCAAUUCAAUCCGGCCCAACUUCCUCAGGUCUGGGCGACUACUCCGCAUCACCCGCAGGUUAUUACUGCCCAGAAUCCCAUCUUCAUACGUGGCCCGCACCAGGAACAGCAGAUGUUCAUACAGAGUCCGCCACCUCAACAGCAACAGCAGCAGCAGCAAGUGUCCCAGAAUGUUGCCAUGUCCAAGACUAGCAACGACAUGAAAGGUGGAUCACCUCAAGUGCAAGUUUCAAGGACACUGUCCAUCCUACCUUCAGUCGCUGCGCCCAUCAGGCCUGCCAGUGUCGCUCCUGUCUCUGCACAGAUUGUUCAAAAACAGCAGAAUAAAAUGAGGGCAAAAGCAGUUUUUACCAAAGCUAGCGUUCCUAUACAGAAACUUGAUGCCCAGAAUCAGACCAAACCUAUUUCACCACAACAUCCCAAGAUGAUCAUCACCAGCCAGGGGACGUUAAUGCCCCAGCAGAUGGUCCAGCCAUCGCAAGCCCAGGACAAGGUCCAUCAGGUGCAGUCAUCGCAGCAGGUCUUGCAGCCUAAACCUCCUCCCCUCAUGAGUAUAACCGUGCCUGCAGCUGCUCAAUCACCAAAAGAACAGGCAGCUACUAUCACAACAGUCGACCAGCAGUCUCUCGCCUCAGAGAAGCCUGUACUCGAGGCAACAGCCAUUUUGCAAGAAGCAGCUGAAGCCAUUCCAGUUGUCAUGGAUACUGAUAAAGUGGAAGUAGAGGAGGAACAGAUUGUCGCAGCAGAAGAGAAAUCUGGACCACCAAAAGCAAUGGUGAAACCCCAAGUCUUAACUCAUGUUAUCGAAGGAUAUGUUAUCCAGGAAUCUUCUGAGCCAUUUCCUAUCAAUAGGAACCAGGUAGUGGCACCAGACCUGACGGCCCACGUUCGCCCUGCGAUGGAUUCUUCAGAAGAACCACCACUUAAGAAAUCAAAGGAAAAAGAUGAAAAUGAUGGUAAAAAGGCGAAGUGUGAAAUGUGUGGAAUAAUUGAUCUCAGGGAGAAAUUCAGGAAAGGAAAGAAAUAUUGUUCUGCUCAGUGUGUGAAGAGAGCUAACCAGGCAAACAAAAAGGCUAAAACUGAAGAAGUUAAACAUGUCUUAAAGGAAGAUGAAAAUGAGAAGAAAGACUGGGAUACUAACACAGAUACCAACGAUUCGUCCAAUUCAGCCCCAGAGAAUAAUGAUGCUCGCUCGUCGAAUGUCUCCGGAGACCCUACAAACUGGGGGGUUGAAGAAGUUUGCGAGUUUAUCAAAACAUUACCAGGCUGCAGGGAGUAUGUCGAGGACUUUGCUUCUCAAGAGAUUGAUGGGCAAGCUCUACUGCUGCUCAAAGAGGACCACCUCAUGUCGGCCAUGUCGAUGAAGUUGGGACCUGCACUCAAAAUUUGUGCACGGAUUGAUGCAAUGCGCACAAAGCAUGAUUCUCAGCACUCUUAAGAUAAACGUGAUUGUUUAUUUUAAACUCUCAAAGGGACAUGUUUUAUUUAUUUUGUCAUUAAUUCAUGUGGUGUGUAUUUAUCAACUAAGUUGUUAAAUCUGAAGUCUGAAGGGACUUAACAGAAAACUUAUUUACGAUUUUCUCAAUUGGUUUGAAAAUGGUUGUUCAGGCACUCUAUUUUGUUACUAAUUAUUUAAUGAAAUACUUCUUCAGUGCUUUAAUAGUUACCCAAGUUUAGUUCUAAGUUCUCUUCUUUAUAAGCAAACACAUAGAAUUAUCACUUGUUUGUUGAAAUUUUGUUGGUUUUUUUAACUUCCAUUUCAGAUUAAAUGAAUUUUUAAGGAAUCUUGAUAAGAAAAAAAUACUUGAAACAACAAGGCACUGUAGAGCAUUUCAAUAAAAACAUUGAAGCAAUAGGAAUUCAAUCAUCAGGCAUUUAAAUUUAACAUCAUGAUCUAAAGAUGGUUGACCGUUGAUAUAACAUGAGAAGGAGUUGACCGCACCCCCCGAUCAACUCCUUCUCAUAUUAAAUUUUAACAUUGUUAUCGACUAAUAGCUUUUAUGAAGCUAGUUUUUGCAUUUUAAUCCAAGUCUGUAAUUUUUUUUUGUUCUAAAACAGGC